Messenger RNA from Mizuhopecten yessoensis (Yesso scallop), 2941 nucleotides. RefSeq lists its product as uncharacterized. Gene Ontology annotation, biological process: protein O-linked glycosylation via mannose. The record is from RefSeq and is a predicted model, not a curated record. The transcript has 2 exons. Gene Ontology annotation, cellular component: Golgi apparatus. The coding region runs from base 138 to 2072 and encodes 644 amino acids. Lineage: Eukaryota; Metazoa; Mollusca; Bivalvia; Pectinida; Pectinidae.
GGUAACAGUGCAACUUGUACAGUGACAAACUAUUGAUACCACUAAUGAAGACCGCAUAGCAAUGUUUGAUUCAACAAAGGCUGAUCAUUUAUAAGUGUUAAUUGUUUGGAUUCAACGUCUAAUAUUUUACAUCGUGGAUGAUCCAAAUUUGCAGUUUUGUAGCAGAAAAAUCUAGAACUAAGUAUUUUUCGCCGUUGGAAGCAAUAAGGACGAUUCAUCAGAGGUUCCACGUGGUUGUACGCGUGAUCCUUUUCAUUAGUUAUACUCUUCUAGUGUCAUGUAUUUCAUUGUACAUGGAAAAGCUUACUUUCAUAUCGAAAACAGCAAGGGAAAAAGAUCUCCGAAACACGAUUCGACACGAUCCAUUGGCGUUUGUUCCUGACCGAGCAAAUAUUUCUAACAAUCUAGAUUUAAAGAGCAAGGCAGUCGUAAGCAAUUGUAAAAAGAACAAUGAAGAAACUAAAUCUAAACUUGCAAUCGCAGGCCGAUUUUUUCGAAAAGCUGUAAAUCAUGUCCGUGGAACAAAAGCAAGAGAUGCUAUGAUAAUUGCUGGCCAAGCGUUAGAUGAAGUUUUGCGUGCAUUUGAUUUGGAUAGUUUGUCGGUGACGCGCCGUCAUGCACACGAGGCGCACAGUGUGUGUCCAGAGAUUUACAAGGGGGGUAGCUUCGGAUACCCUUUUUAUUACGAAGGAUUUGAGCUGGUCAAGUGUGACCAUCAUAUUCCAGAGGAGCGACUGCUUACAAUAGUUACCCUGUGGGACGAAGGUAGGACAAAUUUGUCCAGAUUUUUAAUGGACGUACAAAAAUACAACCGGAAAUUGUCAGUUAUCGUUGGUUUGUUCGCUGUUGGUGAUUUCCCUAAAGGUAACUAUACGUCUAUUUCUUUAUAUGUUUCUCUUCAAUAUUUCAAAACCGGAACUAGUAAAGGUCAUAUUUGGAAUAAACUUAUUGCGUCUGUAAAUACGCCCUAUGUCCUAGUGGCACGUGACACAAUCAUGUUCAAUAACGACAGUCGAAUACAUCGCCUUAUUAGUGAGAUUGAACGUCUUGAACUGAUUUCCGCUGGUGGUGCAUCUAGGGAUAUCGAUGGCCACUGGAAAAUUGGCUGUCUACAGCGAGCCUACAAAAACAACACUAUUGUGUUAGAGGAAGGAUACCAAGAAUCAGCCCACGAAUGUAUAUUUUGUGAUCAUAUUGAUAGUUCAUUUGUGAUAAGUACAAAAACAUGUAUGGAGAUCAAGUUUGACGAAAACAUCACUGGAGAAGGUAUUUGGGAAGACUUCUUUAUGCGUACUGGUGGAGAAUCGGUCAUUUGUCCAGAUUCCAUGUUUUACGUUAACCCCAUAUCUAGGAGCUCGAAUAUAUCCGACUGGAAGCAAUUUGGGAGAAAAUACAAGUUGAAGAAAAUGAAAUUUAUAUCUUUGAAUUUGGAAUUCGAUUUUGGUUGCCCCAAAGUUUACUCCUGUUUCCGUGACAAGGGGUAUGCGGUUGAAGCUUGUUGUCUACAAGAAUUAACCAAUCUAGUAACGUUCGCCAUGAGCGCAUGCGCAGAGAUGGGUAUCUUUUGUGAAUUAGCGGAGGGUACGGUGUUAGGAGCAGUGAAAUUUCAGAACGUGCUACCAUGGGAACGAGAUGCUGAUAUCGGUAUUCUGAAGGCAAAUUACACAAAGUUUCGAUCCCUUAGAAAGAAAGUCAGUAUAGCAGGGUAUACACUUGUAGACCAAACUAGCAAGGGCCUGUUUGUAAUCAAUAGUAAGAACUGGUUCAUUGAAAUAUACGGACAACGCACGGUAGACACUGAAAUACUAAUUGACCAGAAAUUAGCACCGACUAAAUUGCUAUUCCAUGGUCAGUGGGUGAAUGCACCGAGAAACCCUGGACUGUACGCAAGAAAUAGAUAUGGACAUGAACUAUAUCGGCACGCAGAGCAUUGGAGGACCACAGGAUAUACCAGCGGUUUCAUAAAUUAUAAAACCGACGGUUUCGCACCUUGCAAUAAAACCGGAUCUCAUAACUGUCUGGAUCGUUACAACGGUGACGGAAACCUCCAGUUUUCCGACCCAAUCCCUUGAUCAUGUUUUAUAUAUUCACACCUCUUAAAAAACAAUUUCUUACAACCAAGUUAUUCUUAUGAACAAAAUCCUAAACAACAUGGCUCUUCAUUACUUUAACCAUUGACAUUUAAUCAAGAGCUUCUAGAUCUUCUGCUUGAAAUGUAUGUUAUAUGCAAACUUGUUUUACUAAUAUUUUAAAAGAUCAUUUACAUACUUUUGAAUUAUUUACCUGCAUAUGUGGAAAACUGGAAAAAGCUCUUGUCGUUCAAUAAAUGUAGCGCGCAUUAUGUUGUUUGCAUGCAAAGCUGUGUCAUUCAAAUAGAUCAUAAAUACCAUACAAAAAGUCAGUUGAGAGGGUCAGUUUGGAGAUUUCCUUGUCAGAUAUAAGGGUCCAGUAGCUGAGUAGAAAGAUAUACGGUCAAAGGUUAUGAGCCUCAGUGGUGUGGUAUCUUCAGGCAUCAAAGGGUUAGAUAUAUAUAGGUUUGUGGUCAUUCUGAGAGGGGUUAGAUAUAUAUAGGUUUGUGGUCAUUUUGAGGGACUGGUGUAUUGAUAGGUAUGAGGUCAUUACUGGGGUAAAGGGGAAGGACCUGCUGAACUAAUGACUUGGUUAGUUGCUGGUAUAAAUAGAUUUCCUAGCUAUACAUCAUGAUCUAUUAUUAGACACCACCCCUGUAUUUAGUACAAUGUGGUUUCCAUAGUUUGUAUUUAGAUGUAGCUCUAUCUUUAGUGUAUCUUGUCUCUAGUUAUAUUUAGUAAAUGAUGUCAUUGGCUAAGUUUAGUAUGGCUUUUAGUAUACUUAGUUAAUGAUGUCAUCGUCUUAGUUUAGUAUGACUUUGAGUAUAUCUAGUAUAUGUUGUCAGUAUCGUAAAAUAGUCGUACAUAUAUAA